AUGCCGCUCAAUCGCCCCCUUUCUUAUUUUAUUUCCCUCCUUGCCUAUACCCGUGUCGCGCAAAGCCAGACCAUCCAAGCGCAGUGUGGAAAUGCGGACCGAUCGUCCAUCAUUUCCGACGCACUCUUCAACUCUGCUGAAGUGUCGUCAAAAGUCCUCCCAGCAUUGCGCGAUACUAUAUGCCCCUUCGACCACGAAUCAUACUGCGCUCUGUACCCUCAAUGCACCUUCUCCACGUUUAUCACCGAGAAUGGUCAAGAGGUACAGAUCACCAUCAACAAGACGGAGGACAUCUCUCCAGGAAACAAUGGGCAGUUGAAACCGUGUAAUGAUGUGAUGAACCAAAUCUUUUCUCAAUGCAUUACAGGUUCCCAACCAAAAACAAGUGGAACCGCCCGGCACGAAAACAUCAUCUACUCCAUAUCAUUCAGUGCGCUGCCCGCCCUCGAGGGCCAGGACAAUCAGUUCCAGAGUAUCUUUAUCUCCCCAGAAGGGUCAGAAGAUAUUGUAGCCGCACUUCCGCCAGAGUUCCAGUCUCUCGCGUCCGAUAUCGAGGAAACCAAACCCACUGCGACUGAGGCGCCCCAACCACCGCCGCCUGCGCCCACACCUCAAUGCGAGACCGACUGUCUCGAACUACGAAACAAGGUCACGGCAAAGGCGGACUCAAACGGCAACAUCUGCACCGGUUCUGGAGACUUUACCACCACUGGCCACGCUUCUGAUAAAAACAGUGAUUGGUUCCGGAUUGACAAUCAGAACAACUGCUAUCUUACGGUUGCAAAAUCGGCAGAAGUUCUGGGUCACAGUGGAGAGUAUUGUUUCAGUGUCAACGACCUGAACAAUUUCAUCUCGAGGGAGGCUGCACAGUGCAGUCAGGAUCCGUUUUUCAAGCAGAUUAGCAAUGAUCCACUGCCUGGUCAGAAUAGGUUCUCUGGGGUAGGGAUGGCAUGUUUGGCCGAUGGGAAUAAUGCGGACAAGUGUGGUGAGGGCAUUUUGUAG
This is a messenger RNA of Westerdykella ornata, 1002 nucleotides long. RefSeq lists its product as uncharacterized. The record is from RefSeq and is a predicted model, not a curated record. The coding region runs from base 1 to 1002 and encodes 333 amino acids. The transcript is spliced from 2 exons. Lineage: Eukaryota; Fungi; Ascomycota; Dothideomycetes; Pleosporales; Sporormiaceae.